Molecule: messenger RNA, 2317 nt
Organism: Amphibalanus amphitrite
Lineage: Eukaryota; Metazoa; Arthropoda; Thecostraca; Balanomorpha; Balanidae
Product: gamma-aminobutyric acid type B receptor subunit 2-like
Exons: 15
Coding region: 74-2317 (747 amino acids)
Biological process (GO): gamma-aminobutyric acid signaling pathway; G protein-coupled receptor signaling pathway
Cellular component (GO): G protein-coupled receptor heterodimeric complex; membrane
Molecular function (GO): G protein-coupled GABA receptor activity
Source: RefSeq, a predicted model, not a curated record
CGUGACGUCAUCGGCGGCCGGGGCGUGACGUCACCACUGGGCGGCGGCCGCGGGGCAUGUGGGUCGGUCCGGUAUGCGUCUGCCGCUCGGGGGCCGUCUGACGCUGCCGCCGCUGGUCCUGGUGCUGGUGCUGGUGGUGGUGGUGCUGAGGUCGGACUGUGCUGCUGGUGCGGGCCGCGGCAGGCGGCAACUCACUGUGCUUGGUCUGUUCGACAUGGACGCGGCCCGGUGCCGGCGGGCGUGCGGCCGGGCGCCUCAUGAGGGUCACUCGGACCUGGCGGCCGUGCAGCUGGCGGUGCAGCAUGUCAACCGGCGGCGACUGGUGCCCGGCUAUCGGCUGCGGCUCAUCACCAACAACACCCAGUGCAGCGCCGGAGUUGGGGUGGACGCCUUCUUCCACGCUCUAUACACGCGGAAGUCGAGCCGAACGAUAGCACUGAUCGGCACCGGCUGCUCGGAGGUGACCGAGCACCUGGCGCAGAUUGUCCCCUACUGGAACAUACUGCAGAUGUCGUUUGGGUCGUUCUCGCCCGUCCUCAGCGACCGCACGACAUUUCCGCUGUUCUUCCGUACCUCGCCGCCCGAGUCGGCGCACAACCUGGCGCGGCUGGCGUUUGUUGCGCACCACCGCUGGGACGCCGUGGCGACCGUCAGCGAGAACCUCAACGUGCACACACUGGCGAUGAACGAGCUGGUAACGGAGCUGGAGGCGAACAACGUCACGCUGCUGGCCACGGUCACACUGGACGCCAACGACUACCGGGAGCAGCUGAACUCGCUAAAGGAUCGAGACGUUCGGAUCAUCAUUGGCAGCUUUUCCACAGCGAUGACGGGCAAAAUAUUUUGCGAGGCGUACCGUCUGGGGAUGUUCGGCGCCGACUACGUCUGGCUGCUGUACGGCAGCAUCUCGGAACGCUGGUGGCUGCGGCAGCCGCCGGACGGCUGUCGAGCUGCUGAGAUGAGAGCUGCCGCAGCCCACCUGCUGCUGGUGGACAGCUUCAGCGAGACCCGGCCGGGAGCCCGGCCCGCUUCUGGACUAAGUUCGGCGGCGUUCCGUCGCGCGCUGCAGCUGCGUGGUGUACCCAUCACCCGUACCGCCUCCCUGGCCUACGACGCGCUCUGGAGCGUUGCGCUGGCUCUGCGGGCCACCCAGCGGCGGUGGAGGGCCCGCGGGGAGCGGCGCGCUCUCUAUCGCUUCGACUACAGCCACGCCGGCACGGCUGCCGACCUGUUCAGCGCCACGCAGCGACUCAACUUCACCGGCGUCUCGGGGCCAGUGAGUUUUGACGGCGCUGACCGGCGCGGUCUCACGGCCUUCUACCAGCUUCAAGGCGACAACCUGACCCUGGUGGCGCUGUACGACCCGCGCGGCGGCGGCUCGCUGGAGCUGCGCUGCGCCGCCUGCACUGCCAUCUGGUGGCCGGGCGGCGAGGUGCCGGUGGCGCGCCGUCUGGUGGUGGCGCGCGUAGUGACGGUGGCUGGCGCGGCGCUGCUCGUCGUCGGCUGCCUGGCCGUGCUCGGGGUGCUGCUCUCCGGCACCUUCCUCGCCUUCAACGUCUACUACAAGCACAUGAAACAGGUGAAGCUGUCCAGUCCCAAACUGAACAGCAUCACCGCCGUCGGCUGCAUGCUGGUGUACGUCGCCGUCGUUUUGCUGGGGCUAGACUACGCCACGCUGACGAGCACGCGGCACUUCGACGUCGUGUGUACGGCUCGAGUGUACCUCUUUAGCACGGGCUUCUCGCUGGCUUUCGGUGCCAUGUUCACCAAAACGUUCCGCGUGCACCAGAUCUUCAUCGGUAGUCGGACCGGCGUCAUCAAAAACAAGAUGCUGCAGGACACGCAGUUGAUAGCGCUGAUCCUAGUGCUGUUGCUGAUCGACUGUGUCAUCGCCACGCUGUGGGUGACGCUGGACCCGCUACAGCGUCAGCUACGUAACCUGACUAUGGAGUACGCUCCUGGGGACCGCGGCGUCGUCUACCUCCCGCAGGUGGAGGUGUGCCAUUCUCAGCACGAGCACAAGUGGCUGGGCGCUCUGUACGUCUACAAGGGCCUCCUGCUAACCGUGGCAGUGUAUAUGGCGUGGGAGACCAGAGGGGUGAAGAUCCCCGCGCUGAACGACUCCCGCUACAUCGGGCUCAGCGUGUACAACGUGGUCAUCACGAGUGUGAUCGUAGUCACCAUGGCCAACGCCGUCUGGGACCGGGUCACCCUCGCCUUCGUCCUCAUCGCGUCCCUCAUCAUCAUGUCCACCACGACCACACUCUGUCUGCUCUUCCUUCCAAAGUGCAGGAUGCUGCUCAUUGCUGGCUCGUAG